CUGGCGAGUCUCGCCGAAGCAUGAGGCUAUCGAUGCUCAUCGCGCUGGUGCGGCCCAUGGGGCCGGUGAUCGUGGGCAUCUCUCUGGGCUUCACCCUCAGCCUGCUGAGCGUCACGUGGGUGGACGAGCCGUGCGACGGCGGUGGCGGCGGCGCGCUCGGAGCCACCGAGGGGAUGCUGAUGAUGGCUCAAGCGGGCAGCCUGAAGGGGGCCCGCAAGCCCAACUCCAUAUCCACCGGGACGGCGGAGCACGGCGACGCUGGCGGAGAAGAUUUCGAGCCCAGGAUAGUCCCGUACAACAAACCGGCACAGCAGGGUCCUCCUAAAAAAGUUUUCAGGGCCAAAUAUGCCAGCACAGAGCUGGGGAUCCGUGAACGUCUCUUUGUAGCAGUCAUGACAUCUAAGAACACCAUGAACACACUGGCAGUGGCCGCCAACCGCACACUGAACCACCACCUGGAAGGCCGUCUCAUCUUCUUCACCGGCACUCGCAACCGCAAAAUCCCACAUGGAAUGUUUGUGGUCGCCCACGGUGACGAGCGUCCAGUGCUGAACAUGUUUCAGACUGUGCAUUACCUCCUGGAGCACCACAUUACAGAGUACGAUUGGUUCUACCUCGUCCAGGACGAUACCUACACCCAGCCUGAUAGGUUGAAGACGCUGGUGGACCACUUGAGCAUGGACCACCAGCUCUACAUGGGCCGCCCAGGGGAGUUCAUUGGAGGUGAAGCACAGGGGAGGUACUGCCACGGUGAGUCCGGGUUUCUCCUGUCCAGGGCUUUGCUGCUGAAGCUCCGGCCCUUCCUGGAGCAGUGCCGGAUGGACAUCGUUAGCGUCAGGCCUGACGAGUGGCUGGGACGCUGCAUCAUUGAUUACGCUGGCAUUAGCUGUGUGGAGGAACAUGAGGGGCUUCAUUAUAAUUACUUCGAGAUGGAGAAGAACGUGGACCUGAAUGGAAAGGAGAGCCUGGACUUCCAGAAUGCCCUCUCAGUCCAUCCAGUGAGCAGCUCAGAGCAGAUGUAUCAACUGCACAGAUACUUCACUGAAAGAGAGCUGCAGAAAACAUAUGAGGAGAUCAAAAAACUACAAGCAGAGAUAAAGAACAUUAGUCACGUGGCUGUGGACGGAAACAGGAGCGCUGUUUGGCCCGUCGGCAUUCCGCCUCCCUUCCAGCCCAAGAGUCGCUUUGAGGUGCUUCGCUGGGACUACUUCACCGAGGAGCAGCUGUUCUCCUGUGCCGAUGAUUCUCCCAAGUGUCAGCUGAACGGGGCCGACCGCGAGGAUGUGGCUGACGUCAUCCAGGUGGCCGUAGCAGAGCUGAAUAAGAAAUACUCUCCUGUGUUACAGCUGAGCGCUCCACGGCUAGUCAACGGUUACCGCCGCUUUGAUCCAACACGAGGAAUGGAAUACACUCUGGACUUGCAGCUUCAGGCCAUGACUGAAUCAGGCUAUGGGCAAGCCAUUGAGCAUCGCGUCCACCUAGUGCGGCCCCUUAGCCAGGUGGAGAUCAUCCCCAUGCCCUACGUUACUGAGGCCACCCGGGUACACGUGGUCCUUCCACUGACUAGCCCUAAUCGACCUGUGGCACUGCACUUCUUGGACCUCUGCGCUUCCAACCUGUUUGAACAGGGCGAGAACGCCGUCCUCACCUUCCUGUUCUUGUAUGAGCCUGCCGAAGCCCAGAAGGUGGGCACCACUGACGUAUUUGCUGAAGUGAAGGCCAAAGUGGCUGCUGUGGAGCGCCGGUACCCCAACGUGAAGAUACCAUGGAUUAGUGUGAAGACUGAGAAUCCAGGCUUCUUGCGUGUCCUGGACAUUGUCUCCAGGAAACACCCAGUGGACACACUCUUCCUCCUGGCCACAGCUGACACAGUGCUGAACUCUGAGUUCCUUAACCGCUGUCGGAUGAAUGCCAUCAGCGGCUGGCAGGUCUUCUUCCCAGUCCACUUCCAGGACUUUGACCCUCAUGUGGCCUUCCCAAACGGGCCUCCCCAGGCUACUCCAGACCUGGUGCGCGAGGCGGGACACUUUGACCGCUAUGCCUUUGAAGAAGCAUGCUUCUACAAUGCUGACUACAUGGCCGCUCGCACGCAGAUGACCGCCGACACUCAGGAGAAUGAGGAGCUGCUGGAGAACCUAGAUGUGUAUGACGUUUUUGUGCAGUACUCAGGCCUGCACGUCUUCCGUGCCGUGGAGCCGGCCCUGCGCCAGGCCUACCGCAACCGGACCUGCGACCCGCAGCUUAGUGAGGAAAUGUUCCACCGCUGCCUCCAAAGCAUCAAUGAGGGUAUAGGCUCCCGAUCCCAGCUAGCCAUGCUCAUGUUCGAGCAGGAGCAAGGCAACAGCACUUGAGCUCUUUUCAGGAGUUGACAGGGCGGGAAUCACAGACUGGCUUUGGGCUAGCGAGUAUAACUGCUGCAAGGUUUCUACGAAUCAUCAGAUAUGCUAAUAAACAGAUGCUGGCCGUUCUUUAAUGCAAGCCACUCUUCACCCAACCGAUGAGCAGGUCAGAACUCUGCAUUUGAGGGACUGCUGGAGUUUGAGAGUGUGUGAAAAGGAAUGUCUCAGAGGUUCUAGUGGAGGACCUUCUCCAUGGUGAACUGGUGACCCUGCCAGCAGUGAGAGGAAUGGGGAAUUAAACAAAAAAUGUUUACAGCAAAACCAGAGACCUCAUAAAUGGUGGAAGCAUCCAGUUCCAAGAAUUUCCAUAAUGCCAGUGUAUUUGAAUCCACCCACAUUAGAAAUGUAUUCCUGUCUCACACCCAUACU
Colossoma macropomum (tambaqui) is the source of this 2768-nucleotide messenger RNA. It is a transcript of the gene chpfb, whose product is annotated as chondroitin polymerizing factor b. Gene Ontology annotation, cellular component: Golgi cisterna membrane. Lineage: Eukaryota; Metazoa; Chordata; Actinopteri; Characiformes; Serrasalmidae. The record is from RefSeq and is a predicted model, not a curated record. Gene Ontology annotation, molecular function: glucuronosyl-N-acetylgalactosaminyl-proteoglycan 4-beta-N-acetylgalactosaminyltransferase activity.